Suricata suricatta (meerkat) is the source of this 3180-nucleotide messenger RNA. RefSeq names its product C-type lectin domain containing 6A (gene CLEC6A). Bases 2360 to 2998 code for a protein of 212 amino acids. The record is from RefSeq and is a predicted model, not a curated record. Lineage: Eukaryota; Metazoa; Chordata; Mammalia; Carnivora; Herpestidae. The transcript is spliced from 6 exons.
AAUAGUGCGAUCAUCACUUGAGCUGAAAUCAAGAGUCCGAUGCUUAACUGACUGAGCCACCCAGGUGCCCCUAUGAAAAAAUUCUUUGAGGAGAGCUGAAGUUUUCAUCAGAACUUCAAAUGGGUUAGUGGCCCAGGAGAGUUUCAUCAUUAUUUAUCUAGGUUGAUUUCAACUUCCCAACAUCUGUCUUCACUACUACAGUCUUCUGAUAAGGGCUAAUGAAAAAUAAAAUCAUUUAAGGUUACACAAAUAAACUGUUCUCUUUCUAGUAAUGGAGAACUCUUUUGUUGUAGACCAACCCUUGUAACACCACCAACAACAAAGCUAGCAAGAGGAAGUUGGUUUCAAAGCAUAGGGGAGCUAUACUGACACUGAAGACCUGAGGCACAUGAAGGUAGCAGCAUAACCAGUCUGGAUCCAUGAAUAGUGAUCAGCCAUUCUUCCCCCAAUUUCUUGGAAUUGAUGUAAUCUCGAAGGAUCAUCCCGAGAAUGACUUAUAUGAAAUUUCUUAUCAUCCAGCAGUAUUAUAACAAACAACAAUAAUAAUCUCUUAAGUUGAAAAUAAUGAGAUGCUAUAUAUUUUGUAAUGUAAGUCUGUAGACCAAAAAUAUCUUAAACACAUUUGUGUGGGAACAUAUCUGAGUCUAAAUAUCUCUUAGAAGGUAGUGCUUUCCACCACCUAUUGAUUUAACUGUUUUUAUCUAAAUUCUUAAACAGGAGAAUCAAACUGGGUCUACUUAGUUCAGUCAUGGGCGAUAAUUUUCAAAAGGGCAAUGUAAUGCUGCUUUCUUGAAAAAGGGUUUCAAAUUGCUGAUUCAUUUUUGAUGAAAAGAGUUCAAGCCAAAAGAACAGUAUGCCCUUUGACUCUAAUAGUAUGUGAUUUUAUUUUCAAUGCAUACAAGUUAUUAUCUUUUCCAUUGCUACUUUUUGCAUGACUUCCUUAUUAGACUCAAAUAUCCUAUAUUUGCCUAUACAUCUGACCUGAACCUACCACAAGUCUUCUUUCGAUCUAAUCUCCCAUUCUCCCUAUUAGUUUUCUGCCUUUUUUUUUUUUUUUGUAUUUUGGUAUAUUACUCCUUUUUGCCUUUGCUCAUACCAUCUCAGCAUUCUAGUCAAAGGCUUGCUGCUGUAAUCUAGAACUGUAGAAGGAAAGAAGAGAACAAAAGAAAAUGGAGCACAGGGUUGCCAAUGGUCAAGAGCAGGAAGUGACUUAGGGAGCAUAUACUGGAGAUGGGUAAAGAAGAAAAUAGUUCUUUAAAUUGAUGUCCCUAUAUAUAAAGUUUACAAGAAUUAUGCUCUUUGGACCAUCUGAGUCCUUGGGUUUGUGUUUCUUUAUCUCCGAGGGGAACUGGAAGCAGAUGCAUAUGUUUUAUAGCCACUUCUUUCCCCCUAUGACUUGUUGUAUCUCUAACCAACCCCAGGGAGAAUUUUCUGGGCUUUUAAUACUGUUCUCAAUAUCUAUUUUAUCAUUCACUGUAACGAUCCCAUCACUUUAAAAGCUUGUUGAGUUCAAUAUGCACUUAUUCAUAGUAGGUUUUUUUUUUAUUCGUCUGCUCACUUGAGAAUAUGGAGUUAUUUGUGAUCUUAAUAAAAAGAAAGGUCUACAUUCUAGAAGCUGUAUGUACUGAAGAAUCUCCAAGCUCCUGAGUAAUUACAAGGAAUUAAUGAAUCCUGUCUUUGAUGUUAUACCACUUCAAGCUCCCCCUUACCUACUCAGGGAGAUCACAAAAGAUUACUAAACUAUGCCUAAUAUUGGUCUUGAUGCAGUAAGAAUGUUUCAUUGCUUUGCAGAUAGAUUCCAGGAUUUUCCAUUUUGCAAUCAUAUUCCUGAACAAUAUCUGUGGAUAUUUAUGUAAUUUCUAUAUUAACCCUUAUUAUUGAAGCCAUAUCUAGUCAAUCAGACUUUUGCUUAGUUCUAAGACACUCUUCAAUACUUGGAUUAAACUUUACACAAAAUCCAAUGUUGGCUUGUGAACACUUAAAUUAAGGCCUACAAAUAAAUUUUUUUAGGGGGUAUAAAAUUUUCUAUUUUGCAUUCCAGAAUAGAAAUCAGAGAGAGAAAUUUUAUGUCAGGAAUUGAACACAUAAUCUAAAAUUCUUGUCAAAGUUGCAGUGAGGAGUUUGGAAUAUGUUUCUCAAUUUCCUCUUAUUAUUCCUAGUAUUUUUAAAUCACUUGAAAUUUUCCCAAACCACAACUUCCUCUUCAAGAUACAGCUUAUACCAGAAGUUUCUUAGCCUCAUAAGAAUGUUUAGCAGUUUGUCUCUGAGCUCUGACCUCUUUGAAUGAAGCAGAACUCUGAGUGACAUCUUCAGAGCAAGAGGUAAAAGAGGCUCCUGAAUCUUUUGAAUACAGAAGAUAAUGGUACGAGAAGGGCAGCCUCAAGGUGGAGAGAACGCAGUAUGGCAGUCCCAAGUACGGUGCUGGUCUGUUGCUGUGAUUUCCAUAGCACUCCUCAGUGCUUGUUUCAUUGCGAGCUGCGUGGUGACUUAUCAUCUUACAUAUGGCAAAACUGGCAAAAGGCUGUCUGAACUACACGUAUACCACUCAAGUUUAUCAUGCUUCAGUGAAGGGACAAGUGUGACAGGAAAUGUCUGGGCAUGUUGCCCAUAUAGUUGGAAGUCAUUUGGUUCCAGCUGCUACUUCAUUUCUACUGAGCGGAAUUUUUGGGCAAAGAGUGAGCAGAACUGUGUUGCGAUGGGUGCUCAUUUGGUGGUGAUCAACACGGAGGCAGAGCAGAAUUUCCUUGUCCAGAAACUGAAUGAAUCAUUGUCUUAUUUUCUGGGACUCUCAGAUACACAAGGGAAUGACAAUUGGCAAUGGGUUGAUCUGACACCUUACAAGGAAAAUGUCAGAUUAUGGCACCAGAACGAGCCCAAUUUUUCUGCAGAGGAAUGUGCUUCAAUAGUUUUCUGGGAAAAUAGAGGGUGGGGCUGGAAUGAUGUUUUCUGUGAUAGUAAGAGAAAUUCAAUAUGUGAGAUGAGGAAGAUUUAUCUCUGAAUGUAACUUUAUUCACUGACACCUUUAAAGUUAAGACCUAUCAUAAAAUGAUAAUUUCCUCUUCCAAUUUAUGUAUAAUCUUUAUCACAGAGGUCAUGGAAAUAUUCAGAUGCCUUUCUGCCUUCAAUCAUCCCCCUUCUAGUUUCUUCUUUUUCACUAAUGAUAAAAUGAACUCUUCCUUC